This is a messenger RNA of Ylistrum balloti, 1052 nucleotides long. RefSeq names its product late histone H1-like. Gene Ontology annotation, molecular function: structural constituent of chromatin; double-stranded DNA binding; nucleosomal DNA binding. The record is from RefSeq and is a predicted model, not a curated record. Gene Ontology annotation, biological process: nucleosome assembly; negative regulation of DNA recombination; chromosome condensation. The coding region runs from base 40 to 576 and encodes 178 amino acids. Gene Ontology annotation, cellular component: nucleus; nucleosome. NCBI's taxonomy places the organism in Eukaryota, Metazoa, Mollusca, Bivalvia, Pectinida, Pectinidae. The transcript has a single exon.
ACAGUACACUGUGAACGUACGUGAAUCAAACAAACCAUCAUGUCUGCUGCAACUCCAAAAGUUAAAGUUAAGAAGGCCUCAAAGCCUAAGAAACCAGCAACUCAUCCCACAUACAGUGAAAUGGUACGAGCUGCUAUUACGGCAAUGAAGGAGAGAGGAGGCUCAUCCAGACAAAAGAUCAAAAAGUACAUUAGUGCCAACUACAAAGUCAAUGAAGACAAGCUGUCCAGCGGAGUGAAGUUGGCUAUCAAGAAAGGAGUAGCUUCCAAAAGCCUUGUCCAGGUGAAGGGAAGCUUCAAAUUAGCCGCGGGGGAGAAGACCAAAACCAAAACCAAAAAGGCAAAGAAGCCCACCAAACCAAAGGUAAAGAAAGUGACAAAGACAAAGAAAACCGGAGAAAAGAAAACAAAACCAGCAGCCAAGAAGCCAAAGAAGCCGAAAACACCAAAAAAGAAGACUGCAAAGUCCCCAGCAAAGAAAUCUGCUAAACCCAAGACAGUAAAGAAAUCUCCAAAGAAGGCAGCAAAGAAACCAGCAGCGAAGAAAGCUGCUAAGAAACCAGCAGCGAAGAAGUAAAUUGUGAGUUAACUUUUCACUAACAAACUAUUGUGUUGAUUUGUUGGAUUUCUUCGUAAGGCAGCAUUUCUGUGGCACGUGUUGAACGCUGAAUGGAAUAGACAAUGCUACGGUGAAUAAUGUACUUCAUCAACUCUUGGACUAACUCUGGUGAUGUCACAAUUGACUGGAAGCUCUAAGGACCCCACGGAAGGACGCGGGACGUCCUUGGUGCAAGAGUUGAUGAUUCAUGGUUCAGUUUAAUCAUAUUAACAUUAAUUCAUUUAUCAUUUCAUUUUCAAUUUUCAUUCAUCAAUCACCUUCACAUCAUUUUAUUCAUAAACUUUUUAACCGUUAUUAAUGAAUGGCAAAUGUUUUAAAACGCUGCUAGUGCUGUUUGUUAUAUAACUUGUUGAUUGUGUUUCUUCUGUGAAGAUUUCUAUAUUUAUUGUCAUAUUUUUAACGCAGAGUAUCUUGUAUAAAAUAUGAAAACCCUU